Molecule: messenger RNA, 158 nt
Organism: Strongyloides ratti
Lineage: Eukaryota; Metazoa; Nematoda; Chromadorea; Rhabditida; Strongyloididae
Exons: 1
Source: RefSeq, a predicted model, not a curated record
AUGCUAAACGUAUCAGGAGAAGAUUCUCUUUCUAAUGGCACUAUUAGGAUAUGGAUAUCUGAAUUCAAUCAUGAAAAAACAAGCUUAGAAGAUGAUCCACGCAGUUUCGCCUUAAAAAUGCAACGACCAAAGAAAUCAUUAAAAAAGUCUUCGAAAUG